Coregonus sp. 'balchen' is the source of this 9500-nucleotide messenger RNA. The record is from the annotation of a GenBank genome assembly. NCBI's taxonomy places the organism in Eukaryota, Metazoa, Chordata, Actinopteri, Salmoniformes, Salmonidae.
AUGGUCGAGCAGUCGGAUCGCGCUCCACUGCUCAACUGGGAGGAGAUUCAACCAACCGAACUGACCCAAGCGGUUCCCGCACCAGCAAAAGAAAAUGGAUCGGAAUCAAAUCCGCCAGACGGCCGCUCUCUGGGAAGUACUGCGCUUGCCAUCGGGAGAAGCACCAGCUCUUGGGGUCCAGCAAGUGUAACAACGGUUCCCAGGGUGAACAGGAUCCCCCACCUUGACCACUCUGGCCCGUGGGGUGUUCCCAGUCCCAUCCAUGCCGACUCUAGAAUAUCUCUGAAAGAACGAAUGGGAUGGGAGGAAAAGGACCAAAUAGUGGCUGUGUUUGUGGUAACCUUUGACACAAGAUCAGGUGAGCAAGAGCUAUAUAGUAUGGGAGAGAGUGGUAUUUACCUUACUGGGCACAGUGGGGGACUGACUCAUUCCAUGGAAGUGCGCACACACUGAAAGAUGACGUUGCAAGAAAUGCCUACUGUUCUUUACUUCCCACUAGCUUUGCUUAUCUACGCUAUUCAAAUAUGACCCAAUAUCUAAAGACCCAAAACAGUUGUGGCAAACAUUUGUUGAGCAGUGAAAGCACAGUUUGUCAAAUGAUAAUUUUCUUCUGCCAUCAUAAGGUUCAACAAACUCUCUUUAAAUUGAGACCAUGCACGGAAUAGGGUAAUGCAGUAACCUACUGUUGCAUUCAUUAUAAUUUGAUAAUUCAAACCCCCUUGUACAGCUUGGAAAAUAUUCUGGAUGUCUCAGUGGUUAUAGGGGCAGAGCGUGGGUUCCUUUGUUGUUACACAAAGGUCACUAAGAAGGGAAAGCUUUCUGAGAGUCCUGGGAAACCAGUGUUACUACUUACUCUCCUCAACUUCCCUUUUAUGGUACGCUGAGUUUUAUAGUAAGAUAUAAUGUGGAAGGUAAAAAAUGGGGACAUAGUGGAUGAAUCUCAUUCUCUCACAGUGAAGUGAACAGUAUAGAAAAUCAAGUGUAUGUGUUUGUGUGUGUCAAUGGCAGGUAACAUGGUGGAAUGGUGCUUACCCCAAGACGUGAAUCUUGACGGAGUGGAAUUCAAGUCAAUGGCGAGCGGAUCACACAGAAUCGCCAACGACUUCAUGUAAGACUAUUCCCCCACCUGAAUGAACAGUGUUACUGGCAGAGGACCAUCAGAGCCCUACCAGUAAUAUGUACGAUGUUGUAUACAUUCCCUACAUUCAUCCAUGUCGGUUUCAUUUUUGCAGAUAUUUCCGUAAAGGCUGCUACUUUGGGCUGGCUUGUUUUGCUAACAUGCCUGUUGAGAGUGAAUUGGAGAGAGGGGCGCGGAUGAAAUCUGUGGGUAUUCUGUCUCCCUCUUACACCCUCCUAUACCGCUACAUGCACUUCCUCGAGAACCAGGUUAGGUAAGUACUUCUCUCUCUCUGUCUGUCUGUCUUUCUCUGUCUGUCUCUGUCCGUUGCUCUGGCUGUCAGUCUGUUAGGCUUGGGCGAUACCCCGGUAUACGGUAUAAACGGUAUAUUUCGAAAUACCGACGGUAUCAUUUUAAAUACUGUAAAAAAAAUAAAUAUAUAUAUAUAUAACGGUCGCUAUGCCACUGCUUCUAGCUAUAAGUUAAGUAUAACUAUAACAAAUCUAAGAUGCCAAAUAAAUUAUAUCCAGCUCAGGGCUCCAGCUAUGCAUUUGGUUUGCUAACUUGCUAGCUAAGUGGCUAGAUGUCAAGAUCAAGCUUCUUGGUUACAGCAGAGCUAUUCAAUCCCCUCCUGGAUCAAGAUCCCUGUUGCCUAAAUUGUUUUGUGUGUAAAAAAUAAAUAAAACAUAUUUAUUAUAUACAGUACCAGUCAAAAGGUUGGACACACCUACUCAUUCAAGGGUUUUUCUUUAUUUGUACUAUUUUCUACAUUGUAGAAUAAUAGUGAAGACAUCAAAACUAUGAAAUAACACAUAUGGAAUCAUGUAGUAACCAAAAAAUCAUAUUGAAUAUGAACAGUAAUAAAGUUUUCACAUUUUGAUGUCAACACAGUACAAUUUUCAAUCACUUACACAACAACGGUUCAAUGCAGGUGUGCCAGAUCCCUGUCACAUAGUACAGUAAAAGCUGAGAUGGUUCCAGCAGUACAUAUACUGCCUCCAUUUUCUAUUAGCCCUUUAAUUUACAGACAAAAAUUCCACUAUGUUACCAUGCCAGCUUUAUACAAGUACCAGUCAGGCUUGGACACACCUACUCAAUCAAGGGUUUUUCUUAAUUUGUAAAAAAAAAUUACAUUGUAGAAUAAUAGUGAAGACAUCAAAACUAUUAAAUAACACAUAUGGAAUCAUGUAGUAACCAAAACAGUGUUAAAUCAAAAUUUUAUAUUCAAUAGCCUAUGACAGCUUUAACUCUUGGCGGUCUUCAACAUCUUCAGAUGCCCCAGUUUGAAGAUUCCACUAUGCUUACACUUUGGUGCGCGUGUUAGAGCCCACGCGUGUAACUGUGCCACUAGAUGGAAUCGGUCUCCCAGCACCGCGACCGGGAGCUUGGGGGCGCAACAUUGCCACGUGUCAGGGUAGGGAGAAAUGGCCGUUGGAUGUAGCCAGUGAUAGAGCAUGGGUUGACGCCGGUUGUGGGUUCAUCCCAGGGGCCAGUUCUAUAAAAAAUAAUAAACAGUUAUUCAAUACGAGUCGCUUGAUAAGAGCGUCUGCUAAUGACGUUAAAUUUGUUGGAUUAUUUUCCUUCACUCUGCCGUCCGACUCUUCCCAAACCAUCUCAAUUGUGUUGAGGUCAGGGGAUUGUGGAGGCCAGGUCAUCUGAUGCAGCACUCCAUCACUCUCCUUCUUGGUAAAUAGCCCUUACACAGCCUGGAGGUGUGUUUGGGUCCAUUGUCCUGUUGAAAAACAAAUGAUAGUCCCCACUAAGCCCAAACCAGAUGGGAUGCCGUAUCGCUGCCAGAAUGCUGUGGUAGCCAUGGCUGGUUUAAGUGUGCCUUGAAUUCUAAUAAAAUCACACAGACAUGUCACCAGCAAAGCACCCUCCACACCAUAACACUUGCCUCACUCCAUGCUUUACUGUUGGGAACUACACAUGCGGAGAUCAUCCAUUAACCCACACUGCAUCUCACAAUGACACAGCGGUGGAAACCAAAAAACAAAAAUUUGAUCCGACCAAAGGAACAACAGUUCAACCUGUCUAAUGUCCAUAUGCUUGUGUUUCUUGGCCAGCAAGUCUUUCUUCUAUGGUGUCCUUAGUAGUGGUUUCUUUUAAGCAAUUUGACCAUGAAGGCCUGAUCACACAGUCCCCUCAGAACAGUGAUGUUGAGAGUCUGUGACUUGAACUCUGUGAAGCUUUAUUGGGCUUUUUGAGGUGGUAACUCUACUGAACUAUCAACAGAGUAACUUGAUCUUCCUUCUGUGGCGUCCUAAGAGCACAUCAUAGUGACUUGAUGGAAACUUGAAGAAACUUAAACGUUUGAAAUGUUCGUAUGACUUCAUUCUUAGAGGAUUGGUUCUUUGCAUAUUUGAGUUCUGCAAAGGACUGGUCUUUACCAAUGGGCUAUUUCUGUAUACCCCCUACUGCAACCAAUGAUGGCUCAACACAUAGAAGAAGAAAUUCCUUAUUUUAAGAAGCACACUGUUAAUGCUGCAAUCCAGGGUGACUACUCAUGAAGCUGGUUUUGAGAGAAUGCCAAGAGUGUGCAAAGCUGUCAUCAGGCAAGGGUUGGCUAUUUGAAGAAUCUCAAUAUAAAAUAUGUUUUGAUUUGUUUAACACUUUUUUGGUUACGACAUGAUUCCAUAUGUGUUAUUUCAUAGUUUUGAUGUCUUCACUAUUAUUCUACAAUGUAAAAAUAAAGAGAACUUUUUACUUGUAGUGUAUAUGUGUUUUUGAAAUAGUGCCCUUUCUGUGCACAUUUGGUAAUACCGUAUACCUCCGUAUGGUACAGAAACGGUAUGACGGUAUGAAAAUCUGAUUACCGCCCAACCCUACUGUCUGUCUGUUGCUAGCUCUCACUGUCUGUGUCACUGUCUGUCCAUCCUCUCUCUUUGUCACUCUCUUUCUUUUUCGUCCUGUUUCACAUUCCUCCCCUUAUUUCCUUCCUCUUGUCCUUCGUCUGUAUUUUCAGUCUUCUCAUCUAUUAAACAUAAGCCCUGAGUCAGUGCCACCACCAUUACUAGAAGCCAUUUAUAUCAUAUGAAGUCUUUGUAUGUAAUCAUUGAAAUGGAAGAAACCCAGACAUUUUCCCUCAGUAACUCUUGUCUUUCUGCUUGAAUCUUCAAAUCUCAUUGACUAUGCAUAAAGAAGUGACACAUCCAGCUCAUGGUAGAGAUGUAUGCUUGGGGGGUUAAGCUUGACUUUAUACAGUACAGGUACUUAUGUGUAUCCAUUUGAAGUACUACGCCACUUCCAUCUCCCAGGGAGAGAUUAUCCCAGUUUUAAUCCAAUCAAACCAUGCUGUGAUGAGUCUUUGAUAACAGUCUCUUUCUUACCAGUGUUAUCAUUGAGAUGCCAACUGCAGUCAGCAUAUAAAAUGUAAAUGUAAGCAUAUAGAAAGUGUAUAGUGUUUCUAUUACAUUGUGUCUCUCCAUGCAGACACCAGCUGCAGUGCCCUGGCUCGUACUCUCCUCUGGAGGCCUUCUAUGAGGAUAAGAAAGCUGUGCUGCCCCCAGCAGGGAACGGCCUGGUCAUUGCUUGUCCAACCAGUGCCUGGGUCCCAGCCAUCAACCGCUGCAUGCACCCAGAGAUGAAGGUGAGCACCUACGGCCACCUGCCCCAGUCACUGAUGUUACUGUGUGGUUGUUGUUUGUGUUAGUUGUGGAUAAUUGGAAAUUCAAUGUUUGGUUUAAGUGCGUUUUGUUCAUUUUGAGAUAUGUGAUAACUUGAGAUACUGUAUGUGCAUGUAACUCAGACUUCCGAUGUCAAGGAGAGAUUUUGGGCAAUAGUUUGUUUUUGGUCCAUACUGAGCAAACUUAUCCAGACUGGAAAAGCAUUACCGUAUCAGACAGCCUGACAGUCUGUUCUCUCUCUGCCCUCUCCAGAUCACCCACCCGGCCGGCUGCAUGUCCCAGUUCAUCCACUUCUUUGGGGAGCAGAUCAUGGUACUGUGGAAGUUUGCCCUGCUCCGAAAACGCAUCCUCAUCUUCUCCCCACCACCUGUGGGUGUGGUGUGUUACAGGGGUGAGAGGGAGCAGCUGACACAAACACACAAACACACACACACACACACACACACACACAGUCACCUUUACAAACCCCCACAUAUUUGUUUUUCAGAUUUUAUUACAGUAUUAUGUCACUGAGUGCUCUCUGUCAUUUUUCAUGUUUCUCCGUACUCCCCACAGUGUACUGCUGUUGCUCUCUGGCCAACAUCUCUAUACCUGGGAUAGGUGUGGCUGUGCCCAAGUUCCGCCCCUUCUUCUACAUCAAUGUGGCAGAUAUCGCUGCCCUGGCAACAGAGAUGUCAUACGUGGCCUGUGAGUGUUGACCUGGGGCUUUUGAACCCACAGUUAAUACAGAACAAAAAUAUAAACGCACAUAUAAAGUGUUGGUCCCAUGUUUCAUGAGCUGAAAUAAAAUAUCCCAGACAUUUUCCAUACACACAAAAAGCGUAUUUCUCUCAAAUUGUGUGCACAAAUUUGUUUACAUCCCUGUUAGUGAGCAUUUCUCCUUUGCCAAGAUAAUCCAUCCACCUGACAGAUGUGGCAUAUCAAGAAGCUGAUUAAACAGCAUGAUCAUUACACAGGUGCACCUUGUGCAGGCGACAAUAAAAGGUCAUUCUGAAAUGUGCAAUUUUGUCACACAACACAAUGCGUGGCCCCGUGUAGCUCAGUUGGUAGAGCAUGGCGCUUGCAACGCCAGGGUUGUGGGUUCGAUUCCCAAGGGGGGCCAGGGGGGCCAGUAUGAAAAUGUAUGCACUCACUAACUGUAAGUCGCUCUGGAUAAGAGCGUCUGCUAAAUGACUAAAAUGUAAAAUGUAUUACCACAGAUGUCUCAAGUUUUGAGGGAGUGUGCAAUUGGCAUGCUGACUGCAGGAAUGUCCACCAGAGCUGUAGCCAGAUAAUUUAAUGUUAAUUUCUCUACCAGAAGCUGCCUCCAACGUCGUUUUAGAGAAUUUGUCAGUACGUCCAACCACGUGUAUGGCGUCGUGUGGGCAAGCGGUUUGCUGAUGUGAACACAGUACCCCAUGGUGGGUUUACCGUGAAGAGAUCCUGAGGCCCAUUGUCGUGCCAUUAAUUCGCCCCCAUCACCUUAUGUUUCAGCAUGAUAAUGCACGGCCCCAUGUUGCAAGAAUCUGUACACAAUUCCUGGAAACUGAAAAUGUCCCAGUUCUUCCAUGGCCUGCAUACUCACCAGACAUGUCACCCAUUGAACAUGUUUGGUAUGCUCUGGAUCGACGUGUACGACAGCGUGUUCCAGUUCCUGCCAAUAUCCAGCAACUUUGCACAGCCAUUGAAGAGGAGUGGGACAACAUUCCACAAUCAACAGCCUGAUCAACUCUAUGCUAAGGAGAUGUCGCGCUGCAUGAGGCAAAUGGUGGUCACACCAGAUAGUGACUGGUUUUCUGAUCCACGCCCCUACUUUUUUUUUUUUAAGGUACACUACAUGACCAAAAGUAUGUGGAUACCUGCUCGUCAAACAUCUCAUUGCAAAAUCAUGGGCAUUAAUAUGGAGUUGGUCCCCCCUUUGCUGCUAUAACAGUCUCCACUCUUCUGGGAAUGCUUUCCACUAGAUGUUGGACCAGCUCUUCCACACCGAUCUCGACAAUCCAUUUCUGUAUGGACCUCGUGUUGUGCAUGGGGGCAUUGUCAUGCUGAAACAGGAAAGGUCCUUCUCCAAACUGUUGCCACAAAGUUGGAAGCACAGAAUCGUCUAGAAUGUCAUUGUAUGCUGUAGCAUUAACAUUUCCCUUCACUGGAACUAAGGGGUCUAGCCCAAACCAUGAAAAACAGCCCCAGACCAUUAUUCCUCCUCCACCAAACUUUACAGUUGGCACUAUGCAUUGGGGCAGGUAACAUUCUCCUGGCAUCCGCCAAACCCAGAUUUGUCCGUCGAUUUGCCAGAUGGUGAAGCGUGAUUCAUCACUCCAGAGAAUGCAUUUCCACUGCUUCAGAGUCCAAUGGCGGCGAGCUUUACACCACUCCAGCCGAUGCUUGGCACUGUGCAUGGUGAUCUUAGGCUUGUGUACGGCUGCUCAUGAAGCUCCCAACGGACAGUUUUUGUGCUGAUGUUGCUUCACACCAGUCUCAAUGUCAAAAGUGAAGAGGCGACUCCGGGAUGCUGACCUAGGCAGAGUUGCAAAGAAAAAGCCAUAUCUCAGACUGGCCAAUAAAAAUAAAAUAUUGAAAUGGGAACGAGAACACAGACAUUGGACUUUUUCUUUGCAACUCUGCCUAGGUCAGCAUCCCGGAGUCGCCUCUUCACUGUUGACGUUGAGACUGGUGUUUUGCGGGUACUAUUUAAUGAAGCUGCCAGUUGAGGACCUGUUAGGCGUCUGUUUCUCAAACUAGACACUCUAAUGUAUUUGUCCUCUUGCUCAGUUGUGCACUGGGGCCUCCCACUCCUCUUUCUAUUCUGGUUAGAGCCAGUUUGCGCUGUUCUGUGAAGGGAGUAGUACACAGCGUUGUACGAGAUCUUCAGUUUCUUGGCAAUUUCUCGCAUGGAAUAGCCUUCAUUUCUCAGAACAAGAAUAGACUGACGAGUUUCAGAAGAAAGUUAUUUGUUUCUGGACAUUUUGAGCCUGUAAUUGAACCCACAUUUGCUGAUGCUCCAGAUACUCAACUAGUCUCAAGGAGGCCCGUUUUAUUGCUUCUUUAAUCAGUACAACAGUUUUCAGCUGUUCUAACAUAAUUGCAAAAGGGUAUUCUAAUGAUCAAUUAGCCUUUUAAAAUGAUAAACUUGGAUUAGCAAACACAACGUACCAUUGGAACACAGGACUGAUGGUUGCUGAUAAGGGGCCUCUGUACGCCUAUGUAGAUAUUCCAUAAAAAAUCAGCCGUUUCCAGCUACAAUAGCCAUUUACAACAUUAACAAUGUCUACACUGUAUUUCUGAUCAAUUUGAUGUUAUUUUAAUAGACAAAAGAAAUUGCUUUUCUUUCAAAAACAAGGAAAUGUCUAAGUGACCCCAAACUUUUGAAAGGUAGUGUACAUUUGUGUAUCUGUGACCAACAAAUGCAUAUCUGUAUUCCUAGUCAUGUGAAAUCCAUAGAUUAGGGCCUAAUGAAUUUAUAUGAAAUCUUUGAAAUGAUUGCAUGUUGCGUUUAUAUUUUGGUUCACUAUACAUUAUGCUAUGAUUGAUAAAGGUGUGUGUUUAGGUACCACAGAGAAGAUCUUUGAGGAGAAGAAGGAGCUGUAUGAUGUAUACGUUGACAACCAGAAUGUGAAGACACACAGAGUUAGCCUGCAGCCACUACUCCGGCUGAAUGGGGUGGACCGGGAGAAGUAUAGGAAACUGAGCGAACAGAGGUACACAGAAACUGAUAAAUGGUGGCAGCCAUUUUGAAGAGAUGAUGAUGAUGACAAUGAUGAUGAUUAUGUUAAUGUCUUUUCAGGCAAAUGCUACUUUACACUCAGGAGGUGGAUGGAGACUGCACAUCAAAUGAGGAGGACCUCUUUAUCCUGUGAGUUUGUUUACAUAACAGUAACAAGCUGUAUCUUUUGGUUGGGCUCAGUCUGCAGUGUUUAUCAAACUUUCUUACAGAAUGUCCUCUGUUCUCUCCACUAGGUUUUUCAUGGAGCAGAAUAACCGUAUCUUCCAGACUCUAUCGGAGGUGGCGGCGAGUGCGGACCCCACCCUGACGGCAGAGCACAUGAGGGCCAUGGGGCUGGACCCUCAGGCAGACCGCACAUUCCUGGUGGACCUGCUGGAGCUCUAUGGCAUUGAUGCCAUGCUGGUCAUCGAUAACCCCUGCUGCCCCUGAGCCCUGUGUGGCCUGACCUCCUCUCUCCUGCUCCCCUGAAGACACAGCCUCCUACUCUUCCUCCCCUGGCCUCCUGCCCAGUCAAACGCCUGCAGGUGUCUCUCGAUCUCUCGCCCGGCUCCGGGAUACAGCUGUCUUUGGCCAGUGUUAACUUAGAGACAGCUCACCUGGUCAAUUGGGCCACGAUGAUAGACACUGCCUGGACUCUGCAGUUUCACAUUCAACAGCCACUUGUCUUGUUUGUCUGUUCGCUUGGAUCACUGCUUGGAUCACCAGCCUUAGUCACUGGAAGUGGAAGUUCCGUUGAACCUUUGAUCAAUGUGCCUCGUUGUACUGCUCCCAAUACUAUGGAGCACUGCUGACUUUGACCAACAGCACCAUGGAGCUACAGUAGGUAUCCAGUUUGGGGAUGGAUAAUUGAUUGUUCCUCUCACUUGGAACCUUAACUCCAAAUUCAGCCAUGGCACCAAGCCCUUUUUUCUUACGUCUUUACAGAGGAUUCUACCUAACCAUGUAUAGUGUAAUACUAAAUAUUCACGUGAUUGUCAGGGCUUUUAUUUUAUGGAUUUCAAUCCUUCUGCUGAAUUACUUUACCAUGAUAUUGUUUCCCAAACUUCUGCAUCAG